GAGGACCUUGAGAUAGUUCUGAAUAGUUGAAUUGGCUUUCGACCUCGGCAUGGAGCAUCAAUGACCCGACCCCUGCAUCCCAUCUCGGCUUACAAUACGUAGCCAAAAGUGGGUUCAUGUUGACUUCGCAACUGGAACAAUUCAAAGUCCUAGAGGUAUAUCUCCAUCGUUGGUCUUAAUUCGAGCAAAACAUUGGUUCCCCUUCAAGACAAUAUUGUGAUUAUAUUUCCUAUUCAAUUCACUACUAUAAAUUCUGAACCAAUGUCUUCAAGCGACAUGAUGAAUGUGGACUACCCCACUCCUUCAAAUUCCAAAUCAACCAGUCCAAUGUCCAUAGACACACUCCAAGCCGCCCUCAGCGUCGCUCAGCAAGAAUACUCUCUUUCCAAUCCAAAAAGCUUCAAAGCUCAUAAUGAAGCAUGCUCAAACUUUCCAGGAGGGAAUACGAGGACUGUGCUACACGCCAGUCCUUUUCCUAUCACUUUUGGAAGUGGGGAAGGUGCGGAACUAGCCAGUCUUGAUGGUAAAGUGUACGUGGAUUUUUUGGGUGAGUAUACGGCGGGUAUUUUUGGCCAUUCGAAUGAUAAGAUUGCUUCGGCUGUUGCAGAGGCUAUGAGCAAAGGAUGGAACUAUGGAGGACCAAAUAUGUAUGAAAGAGAACUUGCUAGAAAGGUCACCCAAAGAUUCUCCCCGUCCGGCGUCGAGCUCGUCCGCUUCACAAACUCAGGCACAGAAUCAAACACUAUGGCUCUGGCAGCCGCACUAGCUUUCACCAAACGCAAGAAGAUUCUCGUCUUCAAAAACGGCUAUCACGGAGGAACUCUCUCCUUCCCAGACCCUCUGAACCCUGUCAACACUAACCUUCCUCACGACUUCGUUCUCGCACCUUACAACGAUAUCGAAGGCACGAAAGCAGCCUUGUCGUUCCUUCCUCAAAAUACGCUAGCUGCCAUCCUCGUUGAGGGCAUCCAAGGAAGUGGAGGAUGUAUAGUUGGAGAUCCCAAGUUUUUAAAAUUCCUCGAAACUACCGCCCGCCAACUUGGGGCUGUGUUCAUCAUGGACGAAGUGAUGACUUCUCGCUUAGCGUACAAUGGCCUCUCUGCAUCCUUAGGACUCAAGCCAGAUCUGGUCACACUAGGAAAGUGGGUAGGCGGAGGAAUGACUUUCGGUGCUUUCGGCGGCAGGAAAGAUAUCAUGAGCAUGUUUGAUCCUAGAUACGGGAUCCUUGGACAUUCAGGCACAUUCAACAACAAUGUCAUCACGAUGGCAGCUGGGUGUUGCGGGAUGGACGUUUAUGACGAGCAUGAAGUGGAAAGGUUGAAUGCCCUUGGUGAUGAUUUACGCCAGCGUAUCGAGAAUCUCCUCGUCGAGUUCGGAAUCAGGAAGCUGAAACCAAAAACUUCAUUCUCCAUCACACAGAAAAGUGAACUCGAAUGCCCAUUUACCGGUCUGGUCCCGGACGGCAAACGAAUUCCUUCUUCUCAGCUUCAGACGAAUUCAAUGGGUGUCACAGGGCAAGGAAGUAUGAUGAACAUACAUUUCUACGGACCGAGUGAGAACACUCUCAAGACUCUGUUUUGGCAUCAUAUGCUUGACUACGGCAUUUAUGUGGCGCAGAGAGGAUUUGUAGCGCCGAAUCUGCAAUUGACGGAUGAGCAUGUGAGGCGAUUUGAGGAAGCGACGAGAGACUUCAUCGUCAAAUAUGAGGAUGCCUUGAGAUAAAAAAAAAAGUAUUUUUGCCAUGUGAAGCGAUCUCAUCUUUCAUUUUCAGGAUUGGUCAUACUUUUUCAAACACC
Messenger RNA from Cadophora gregata, 1796 nucleotides. RefSeq lists its product as uncharacterized. The transcript has 3 exons. NCBI's taxonomy places the organism in Eukaryota, Fungi, Ascomycota, Leotiomycetes, Helotiales, Ploettnerulaceae. Gene Ontology annotation, molecular function: pyridoxal phosphate binding; transaminase activity. The coding region runs from base 262 to 1722 and encodes 486 amino acids. The record is from RefSeq and is a predicted model, not a curated record.